AAGCGUCCUCGAAAAAGCCGCAUAUACAUACAAAUACACAAAAUUGCAAUUUGGUGAAAUAUAUCGGAAAGUGAGACUUAAUUUGGCGCCCCAAAAUGAGUGGCGGGACUAUGCUUUAUGGGGGCGAUGAGAUCGGUGCAUUGGUUUUCGAUCCCGGUCACCAUUCCCUCCGCGUGGGCUAUGCUCAAGAGGACUCUCCUAAGGCCGAGAUACCAUCUGUUGUUGGCAUAGGAGCACAUGCGCCAGAGACCAACCUCGACCCUGAGACAAAGACAGAUAACAAUGUCACACCAAACAACGCAGAUUCACGAAAAUUCUAUGUUGACACAAACUACGUAAAUGUGCCACGGUCACAGAUGGAAGUGCAAACAUAUAUGAAGGAUGGCAUGAUCGACAACUGGGAACUGUUUGAAAAAGUCAUAGAUUAUGCAUACGCCAACGUUAUACAGUCAGAGCCGGAAUAUCAUCCGGUUCUCUUUUCAGAAGCAUCUUGGAACGUGCGCAACAAUCGUGAAAAACUCACGGAGCUGAUGUUUGAGAAAUAUAAUGUGCCAGCAUUCUUUUUGGUAAAAAACGCCGUGCUUGCAGCUUUUUCAAGCGGACGAGCCACUGCUCUUGUGGUGGAUAGUGGUGCGACACACACAUCGGCUGUGCCAGUGCAUGAAGGCUAUGUGCUGUCCCAGGCCGUAGUCAAGUCGCCCCUUGGUGGUGAUUUCCUUUCGAGGCAGUGUCGACAGCAUUUAGAAAAGCACGGAAUUGACUUGUCCCCUGUAUACCGGAUAGCCUCAAAAGACGUUGUGAAGGAGCGCGAUAAUGCGCGCUUCACGCUGCGCAAGCUGCCGGAAAACCUCACACAAUCAUGGCAAACUUAUAUGCAACAAUUACUGAUGCAAGACUUCCAGAUGAAUGUGCUGCAAGUGUUAGAAAAUCCGUAUGACGAACGUGUAGCUGCGCAAAUACCAACCGUGCACUACGAAUUUCCCAAUGGAUAUCACCAAGAAUUUGGCUCUGAGCGCUUCAAGAUUGCCGAGAGCCUCUUUGACAAUGCAAUGCUAGGUGCUGGUCAAUUGGCCUCAACAAGCGUAGGCAUGUGUGAUGCUGACGUUCGAUUAUCGCUCUUUGGUUCAGUGGUGGUUACGGGUGGUAACACGCUGAUCCAAGGUUUUCCGGAACGUCUAAAUCGCGAUCUGCAAUUGCGCGCACCCUCAAACACACGGUUGAAAAUGAUUUCGGCCAACGGCACAGUUGAGAGGCGGUUCGGCGCUUGGAUUGGCGGAUCUAUUUUGGCCUCCAUUGGAACUUUCCAGCAAAUGUGGAUAUCUUCGCAGGAGUACGAGGAGGCCGGCAAGAGUCAAGUGGAACGCAAGUGUCCAUGAAUGCGCCCUUGGGUAUUCCCAUUUCAGGUCAUAACAAAUUGUACUUUUAAUUUUAGAGGCAGAGCUAAACCCUCUAUGUAUGAAAACUUUAAAUGAUUAAUUAUAAAUUUUACAAAAUGCUACAAACAUCA
Messenger RNA from Scaptodrosophila lebanonensis, 1507 nucleotides. RefSeq names its product actin-like protein 6B (gene Bap55). Lineage: Eukaryota; Metazoa; Arthropoda; Insecta; Diptera; Drosophilidae. The transcript has 3 exons. Gene Ontology annotation, biological process: regulation of transcription by RNA polymerase II; nervous system development. Gene Ontology annotation, cellular component: SWI/SNF complex; NuA4 histone acetyltransferase complex. Gene Ontology annotation, molecular function: chromatin binding. Bases 96 to 1376 code for a protein of 426 amino acids. The record is from RefSeq and is a predicted model, not a curated record.